AUGCCGCGAGUGGGGCCAUUGUCCCUGGCGUGCUUCUGGGCCUUGUUCUGCCUUAGUUUCCGCAUUUGCUGGGGAGCACGGGCCCAAAACGAUGCGCUGGACAUUGAUGCCGGUGAGGAUGCCGAUGAGCAGCUGCUAUGGAUGUGGGGCGACAUCUUUACCAGCGCCUCCGACUUUCUGUGGACUUUUGACAUCUCCUGGUUUGCCAUCUUUGCUGCGUUUGCAGUGUUUCUUUGGUGCUGGCAACCCUCCCAUCUCAUGGGCAGCAGCGCGCACGACGGAGAAGGUCAGAAGAUCGAUCACGACUGGGAGCCUGAACCAUGGUCUGCAACGCUGUUUUCGUCGCUGACAAGCCACGUUCCCGGCAUCGUUGGCUUCGUGGGCUUCCAGAAGAUCGUGGUAGCCAGGAUUGUUUCCGCGAGUCAGCCGACCGUGCUGCUUUCGCCUGCCAAUGUCCUUUUGUACACCAGCAUCCUCAUCUCAAUGGCUGCGACCUUCACCAGCCUCAUGUUCCUCGCCGUGGACUACUUGCGGCGCCUGGCCAUCCACAGCGCCAAGCGUAGGUACCUGCGGCUCAAGCUCGACUGUGGGCGGCUCGAAGCCACAGGCUUGGGCAUACUACUUCUCGUUUUGGGAGCAGUGGCCCUCCUGCUGUAUCUCGUCAUCAUCUACAUGGCUGUUCGCGACAAGGCUUUUUUGACCGAUGCCGAGGUUGCGCAGCUGGUGCUGAAACGGGUCUCCAGUGCCGGCACCGUUCUGCUCUACCUCUUCAACCUUCGUAGCCUCUGCGCGUCUCCGAAGGUCCAGCUCCAUACAAUGCUGGACACGUCCGAAGAGAAGACUCGUGACAUAACUUUGGAGGAGUUUCUGGACCUGUCUGCUGGUGUCACAGCCAGAGACACGGCUGGCAACACGGCCGGCGACACAGCCGAUGAGGGCCUCCGAAGCAGGGUGGCCCAUUUCCUGGGCUUUCUGGCAGGGGAGGACUUGGCCUUGUUCAUAAACAAGGGCAGUCGAGAGGCGUUCUUCCCCAAGCAGCGGCUAGCCCCUUUGGCCAAUGUCGUCUGUUGCCUACUUUUUGUGGGCGUGCUACCACUCAUGAUCCAGAAGGGCAUGGACAGGCUUUUCGACCCGCCAGGUAUCGAAGAUGUGAGAGCUCAUCCGACAAACCUAUUCCUCCAACCGGAGUCUGGAUUUGACUUCCUCCUCCUCGUGGAGCAAGGGAAGCCACCGGUUCUGCAUGUCAAAACGAAGUUCCAGCAGACUUCGAGGGUCAGCAUUUGCUGCCCAGAGAACUCGAAGAACUGCAACUUCAGAGAGUUCAACCAUUCACUGGUGGAAUUCGACGACAAGCAGAAGAUUGUGGAUGUGCCUCUCAAAGAUGGUGCGUCAACCAACUGCACGCUCACAGCUCUGGGAUUGAGCAGGUCGGCAAGGACGUCGCGGCAGAUCAGGGUCGAGUCAUUGGACACCUUUCGUCUCAAGACUUGCACGCAGGACAAGUGCACGUGCAACGAUGGGUAUAGAGGCAGCUGGAAAGCAUCAGAUGGCGCUCAAAAGCUCAGCGAGGCCUGUCAGCUGGUGCGGUGCCCUGAACACUCUCUCAGCAACAAGGAAGAUGGCGGCUGCGUAUGCCAGGAGUACUACGUCGGCAACAUCACGUGGUCAGGUUCCACUCCAACUGGAACGUGUGUACCAGCUCCUUGCGAGAUCCCGGGCUCCAAUGAAGCACUGGGCAAGGAGUGCAAAUGCAAAGAUGGAUUUAUGGCGGACAGCAUCUCCUGGAAUUUUUCGCGCCAGCGGUUCCAGGGCAGCUGCACCCCGGCUGCCUGCAACAUCCCGAACUCAAACAAUCUUGGUGGCUUGGACUGCCGCUGCAAUAAUGCAUUCAUGGGGAACAUCACGUGGAACGGCGUGCAACCCAGAGGGAACUGCACACCAGCUCCUUGCGAAGUUCAGCAUUCUAAUGGGAAUCCUGGACUAAAUUGUGCUUGUCUAGAUGGGUUCUCUGGUGACAUUUCCUGGACAAAUUCGACUCCAAGUGGAUCUUGCAAGCCAGCGCCCUGCAACGUGGAGCAUUCCAACGCCAAGUCUGGGCUUGAAUGUGCUUGUUCAAACGCCUACGUAGGCAGGAUCAGUUGGGACCGAGCAGUAGCCUCUGGGCCCUGCACCCCAGCGCCUUGCAACAUCUCCAACACGGUCUACGAUGGGCUGGAGUGUCGGUGCAAGGAUGGCUAUGAAGGGAAAAUCGCCUGGAACGGUUCAAACGCACAGGGCACCUGUGAGCCGGCAAAGUGCACAGUCCCAAACUCCGACACGGUACCUGGGCCAAAGUGCCGGUGCAGCUAUGGGUACUAUGGGAACAUUACAUGGGCUGGAUCCAGGCACAGGGGUGACUGCACGCAGGUACUCUGCUCGGGCAACCAUGUCAACAAUUUGAAUGGACCAGACUGUGAUUGCGCGCCCGGGUUUAUGCGGACAUCUGUCGAUCCUGGUGCGCCUCUCGAGAUAUCGACACAAGGGACCUAUAAUGUCCACUUCUACUUGUCGUGCCACUCAGCGCCCUGCAACAUCUCCAACACGGUCUACGAUGGGCUGGAGUGUCGGUGCAAGGAUGGCUAUGAAGGGAAAAUCGCCUGGAACGGUUCAAACGCACAGGGCACCUGUGAGCCGGCAAAGUGCACAGUCCCAAACUCCGACACGGUACCUGGGCCAAA
Messenger RNA from Symbiodinium natans, 2717 nucleotides. The record is from the annotation of a GenBank genome assembly. Lineage: Eukaryota; Dinophyceae; Suessiales; Symbiodiniaceae.